AAUAAAAGAUCCAUGCAUGAGCCUAGACCAAACUGGCAGGAGCCAUAUAGAAAAUGAGCCAUGCCGGCUUGAUCGAAACAGCUCAGAGUCUGCAGGAAAGACCUUGUCAAUACCACCAGUCAUAUUUGUCCCUUUCUUACACCACUUGAUACAUAAAUUAUAUCUUGAUUUUGAGGCACCCUAGAGGGAAAAGUAACUUUUUUCGGGGUAUUAGGUGAAGCCAAGUACAGAAGCAACUGAAAAAAGCGCGAAAAAUUUACAAAAUGAGGUGGACUAUUGUGCUUCAUGUGUUGUUGAUGUGUGUCAUUUUCGGGUCAUCUGACGAUUCAGAGGCAGAGAUUCUUCUGGACUUCAAAAAAUCUUUAUCCAAUGCUGGUGCACUAAGUAACUGGAAUGAAGAAGUUUCACUUUGUACUGGUGACAAGGGGAACUGGAAUGGCUUGCUUUGCCUUAAAGGCAGCUUUUUCGGGUUGAGACUCGAAUCAAUGGGACUCUCAGGGAUCAUAGAUGUUGAGUCCUUAUCAAAGUUGCCAUAUCUAAGGACAGUGAGCUUCAUGAACAACAACUUCAAUGGACCAUUUCCUGGUAACAUGAAUAAAAUGUCGAGUCUCCGAGCUCUUUACCUGUCAAAUAACAACUUCUCUGGGGAGAUACCAGAGGAUGCUUUCAAGGGUAUGAAUUUAAUGAGAAGAGUUUAUCUGGGGAACAAUCAUUUCAUGGGGAAAAUCCCGAAGUCCCUUGCAGGUUUGUCCAAGCUUGUGGAUUUGCAGCUGCAAAAUAACAAGUUUGUAGGAAGAAUUCCUAACUUAAAACAGAAAGAUUUGAUAGCCAAUUUCACUAACAACAAGCUUGAAGGUCCUAUUCCAUCUGCUCUAAGCGAUGAGCCUUCAAGCUCUUUUGCUGGAAAUAAUCUGUGUGGUGCACCUAUGGCCGAAUGCCCACCUUCCAAGAAGAAAUCUGUCCCGAAAGUUGCAAUCAUUGUUGCUGCUGCUGUGGCGAUUGCUUUAGCUAUCAUCAUUAUUAGUUCAUUAUUGUUGCACAGACAAAACAGAAGCAAGAGUAAAGCAUCAAACAUCAGAAAGCAACCAUCAGCAGAAACUGAAAACAAUGAGACUUGGAUCAAAUAUAACUAUGAUCAAAAGAAGGAAGUUGGAUUGCCCAAGCACACAACAGAUAAGUACAAGAAAACUGAGCCUGCUGGAAAACUACACUUUGUUAAAAACGACACAGAGAGGUUCGAGUUGCAAGACCUUCUGAGAGCUUCUGCAGAAGUCUUGGGCAGCGGAAGCUCUGGAUCAUCAUACAAAGCAAUCCUUCUGAGUGGACCAGCUGUGGUUGUAAAGAGGUAUAAGCAGAUGAGCAAUGUGGGUAAAGCAGAAUUUUACGAGCAUAUGAGAAACUUGGGAAGUCUAUCACACCCGAAUUUGCUGCCUCUUGUGGCGUUUUAUUACACAAAGGAAGAGAAGCUGUUGAUCAAUGACUUUGCUGAAAAUGGCAGCUUGGCUAGUCAUCUCCACAGUAAUCCCAAACGUAAUCAACCACGACUUGAUUGGCCAACGCGCCUAAGAAUCAUCAAAGGAGUAGCCAAAGGAUUGGAACAUCUGUACAAAGCCUUUCCUAACCUACCUCUACCUCAUGGUCACCUCAAGUCCUCCAAUGUGCUACUAGACGAGACAUUUGCACCAUUGCUAGCUGAUUAUGGUUUAGUCCCCAUGAUGAACAAAGAACACGCCCACCACUUCAUGGUAGCCUACAAGUCCCCUGAGUCCUCCCAAAAUGACCACCGCCUCACGAGAAAAACAGACGUCUGGUGUCUAGGAAUCCUGAUACUCGAGCUGCUGACAGGAAAAUUCCCAGCAAAUUACUUGAGGCAGGGGAAGGGAGGGAACGCGGAUUUAGCAAGCUGGGUAAACUCUGUAGUCCGCGAAGAGUGGACAGGGGAGGUUUUCGACAAUGCCAUGAAAAGGACUAAAAAUGCAGAGGCUGAAAUGCUGAAGCUACUAAAAAUUGGAAUGUGCUGCUGUGAAUGGAAUGUGGACAGGAGGUGGGAUCUCAACGAGGCUAUCGCGAAGAUUGAUGGUCUUAAAGAGGGAAACAACGACGAAGAUCAAUCCUCUUAUGCAAGUGAUGGGGAGGCCUAUUCGUCGAAAGGAAUGACUGAUGAUGAGUUCACUUUCUCAGUCACUGGUUGAGUAUCUUGAUCAACAAGUCAUGGUUUGCAUUUGUUAGUUCUUGAUUUGUUGAAACUUCUAUUUGAUUAAUUUGGUUGUAGUUUGUAAUCUGAGGUAAUUCUCUGUAUUUAAAAUCUUCCCUAGCUUAUUAAGUUCAAUCUUUUGUUUGUUA
Messenger RNA from Daucus carota subsp. sativus, 2343 nucleotides. RefSeq names its product pollen receptor-like kinase 4. Gene Ontology annotation, biological process: protein phosphorylation. The record is from RefSeq and is a predicted model, not a curated record. Bases 264 to 2192 code for a protein of 642 amino acids. NCBI's taxonomy places the organism in Eukaryota, Viridiplantae, Streptophyta, Magnoliopsida, Apiales, Apiaceae. Gene Ontology annotation, molecular function: protein kinase activity; protein binding; ATP binding. The transcript is spliced from 3 exons.